GAAUAAAGGAUUUCCCUGUCAGGGAAGUCUUACUCUCUGCCUUCUUGUGGCGUGAGUGUUGUUUACGAAAUUGAGAGGACGAAAAGCGGAUGUCCGGCGCUUUAACCGGGUUGGUGGACAUGGAGAGUCCACUUAGGGGAGUUGGAAAACCAUGAUUCCAAACCAACGGUGCACAUGGGCUCCAGUAUCUUGAAGGAACAAAUGACGUAUGAAUUGAUCGUUAGUCACCGACAACCAUGGGACUGCAUUUCCUGGCGUUGCUCCACUGCCUUUUGGAUCAGACCUUUAGGUCGAAGGCUCCGGGUUUGACUCCCUAAGAAGAUCACCUGUUUCGGUUUGGGCACCCGGGCAGUAUCACAUAUCAAAUUAGAUCUGUGUGGCGCAUAUGUAUUUGAUGCCUCCUUGUACCAAUAUCUACGUGUUAAGAUAAAUAAAAAAAGAACGAGUAAAGGAUUUUUCUAGUAUAUAAAGUUAUUAUUUCCAUCGAUAUUUAUAUUAUCUUGCCUAGUAUUCAGUGUGAAAAUCACUAAAGUCCUUAUUUAAACUACAAAUGUUAUUGGUUAAGUUAGAUUAAUCAAAAAUGAAAUUCACUGUGACCAAACCACAUGUUAAGUUUCCAACCAGAGUAACCCUAACACAGCAAAUGAAGAACAAGGUAAUAUCAGUGACUUCGUGAAGGCUCACGUGAUUGCUUUAAAGCUGGUUACGUAAAUCACACUUAAAGAGCUUACAUUAUCAAUGACUUAUUCUUGUAUGGUUUGAAAACUAAGAAAUCUAAAACUCUACUCCUAAACAUUUUAUUUGUAGUAAAUAUCGCAUUGUGUUAGAUCAUUUGCUUUCUGAGUUAUUUUAUUUGUGGAUUUAUCUUCUAUUCAAAUCUAAUUUGAUUAGGUCAUUUACUUUUUUUAAACAUUUUUCUCAGGUAUCACUGGAGUGGAUACUUUCGCUUGUUACACAAUGUCCUAGUUUGUAGUAGAUUGGACUGUUACUAAAUUCUGAUUAUUGCUCUCUGUAAUAAUUAUCUCUUAACUUUUCAUGAUCAUCCUUGUUGCUUUUAUACAUAUCACUACUGUAUUUUCCAACGUCUUCUUGGAAAAACACAAGGUUUUCUAUUCUGAAUGUCAAUCUUUGGGUAAAGCUGAUAUUGAGAUUAAAGAAAAAUGUAUAACUCCAAUUCUGGUUUUUAUAUACUUUGUUAUUUUUUCCUCUUCUCAAGAACAAGCUGAUCUGAUUAUAUAGUUUAGAAAUCUCAGUUACUUUUUACCUACUCUACCGUUGCCUCACCUAUAUAUUUGUUGUAUUCUACGUGAUUUUCAGCGUUCUACUGCUAAUCCAAGAUCACGUAGUCGUGGUUUAUCAGAUAACCUAGAACCGAGCAAUCCCAAUGUUCCAGUUUCUCUUCCUCGUCGAAGUCGUCGACGCACUUUCGUCCGUUCUCCAUUUCUUCAGCUUUUGUUCUCCUCUCAUGGAAGUCCUUCAUAUCAGAAUGAGUCGACCACUGAAAGUGUUAGAAUAAACCUGGAGAGUUUUAACGAUGAUAGUAUCCAAUUAACUCGCACUGAAGACCUUGAUUCCAGUAACAGACCUGGACGUUUACGUACCACCAGGUCUGGAAGAAGAGCCACACGUCGCCUGUCAGCAACAAACACGCGUUCCGCACCUUCUACGAACAUUCCAUCUACCAACCAUCCACCACGUACAAACAAUAGUAGGCGCUCUCAAAGUCUUAUUGAUUGCCCAGACGUUCGGGCGGCACUGGCAGCAGCUAGAUCCACUGGUCUUGAAAGUGACGACGAUUGUGUAAUCUGUUUAUGUGAGAAAUCAAAUCGUUGUGUUGUUUUACCUUGUAUGCAUACGUUUUGUUAUGAUUGUAUUUAUCGUUGGCUCUGUAUCAAUCCUUCUUGUCCAUUGUGUAAACGUUUGGCUCAAAAAAUUAUUCAUUCUGUUCUGUCUGAUACAGAAUUCACUGAAAUAUUAGUAUCUGAUUUACCAAAUAAUAACCGACGUAAUCGAGUGAAUAAUUUAUCCACUACAUUUCGAUUAGAUGAUGAAUACUUAAAUGCAUCACCAGAUGACACCACUAUUCCGCGAUCACACCAUCAUUAUCACUAUCAUCAUCAUUUAGGUACACAUCAGGUGCGUUUACUCAAUUAUCUCGAUGGAGUGACUCGUUCACCAUCAGAUAGUACUUCGUUAUACAUACCUCCCAUUCUUUUUCCAUCUGAUACCUCAAUAUCUCAAUCAAGAGCGGUUGGCAUUCUUGAUACUUCUUCACAUAUGUCAUACAGAUGGAAUCCAGAACUAGGAUCAGCAGAAAAUCGUCGGUCACUUCUAACCAUUUUGGUUGAUAAUGCUCUUCGAUCUAGCACUUCCUCGCUUUUGGAUAUUUUACUACUUCGACAGCUAGUAUACAUUUUCUGUCUUGAUUCCAUUCCUGUCCUACAAGAGUCUGAUCUCACACGAAAUAUCAGUCCAGAAUUUCUAGCAGCAAACGAAACUCAUAGACACAGGCUCGCAUCAUUUGUCCGUCGUGAAUUACGUGUUAUCGCCCCUUGGCUUGCUUAUGACAUUUCUUAUAGUUCGCAGGGAAGUCGCGAAAAUUCGGAGGAUAUCGGGUAUUAUAAUGCCGCUGUAACAUCUCCUCUUAUAUCUGGUCCUCCGGGCUUGGAGGUAGAAACAAGGGAACUCGACAAUUUAACCAAUAUAGUCUUGCAACACAUAUGUACAGUCUCAAUAACAAACGAACAGUCACUUGUUGAUCUUUUGGUAAGUCAACCAGCUCUUCACCCAUCACUAGUACCCCAUGCGUACCUUCAUCAUCUAGCCUCGGAGAUUUUGCAGUUUGCUCAGUUCACCGGAAGCAUGGAAGAAUACGACUCCUCGGUCUGUCUAUAUCGGCGCAGAGUUGCUUUGGGUGGAAUGAUAUCGUCAUCAACCGAAAGACACAGGGAUAGACAGUUCCAAGGACUUUUUCCUGAGCCUCGUUUGGCUGUUUAUAUUGCUUCCGCCUGUUGGCCUCGACUCCGUCCUGGCUUCGCUCAACCUGAAGGACUUAUCAUCCAUCCUCUAAUCAAUUGGCUACUCCAAAGACUGUUCGUUCAUGCUGUCUCUGGCGCUUCUCAUCCUGAUCCCUUACCUGGUACAGGAGGUCCUCCACCUAGCCUACCUAGUCCAUUAGUUUUUCAUGGUCCUUCACUAACUUGUCAUCCUAAUUGUCUUCGUUUAGGAAGUUCUUGUCAUGCUCUUCUUGAAGCCAUCAUAUCUUUCUCCAGAUUAAGAGGUCAAACGUCAGGGCGGACUAUUAAUUUGAGUCAUGAUGGGUCAGUAAGUAGCUCAGAAAUUUUCCCAAACCGUCUUUUAUAUCAACGUGUUUUAAGUGAACUGAUAGAUCAAGCACGGUUCAGUGAAGCUCUUAGUGGUCAAUUCAGUCAAUAUAAUGAUCGUACCCGAAUGACGUGCCUUACACCACAAAAUUCAGAAGAAAUUUCUGUUAGUUCUGUUCCAAAUCAACGAACUAGUAGUAGAAUAUCUAUCCGAAAUGUUAUUAGCGUCAGAGAGUCUGCUAGUUACUUACAACCAGCUAUCCAGUCGCACCCACUUGCCCUAAGACGUCUGGAUGGUCUUCUACUUCUUUUCACUGCACGCGUUCCUGGUUUAAGAAAUGAUCCAGAACACCUGAUCAGUGAACUAUUACAUAUGCCACUUAUGCCUAUGACUCUAACUCCUUUAGCCGUUAUUGAUCUCACCAGCCCAAGGUCAGUAGUUAAUAGAUCACAAACAUUUUCCAUGCAAUCAGAAGGCCGAGGACAGUCGUUAGAAAACUUGGACACGAUAAGAGCACCAUAUGCAUCAAGGUUCUCAGGAAUUGAUUGGACAUUUCUAAGACAGCCUCCACACUCUUUGUGUCCUCAAACUGAUCGUUCUGUUAAUUCAGCUACUACUACUAAUGGAUUUACUAACGAUGCUAAUUCUGGUGACUGGAGCUCGGCUGCAUCGAAUCAGCAAACAACGUCUAAUGACAUUUGUCCUUUUAGAGGUAGUCGAAUAUUCCCCUUGAUAUCUUCAGUGGGAUCAAUUACAUCAGCUGAUGAGUCUACACCAGUGCACAAUUCACCUGGUGGUUGGCGUGACACGGCUCCAUAUGUUGUCAUAUCAUCGGACUCCUCAGAUGAAGAAACAAUAGGUCAUAAUGAACCGUGUGUAGCUCCCGCUCAAUUCAAUGUAUUAACCUCUGACGAAUCGGAACCAGGUCAUGAAUCUUCCCCAGAUAGUCGAACAAACAGAUGUGAAUCUACUGCAUCUCUUGGUUCGUUAUUUAAGACGUUUUCAAAUAUGCCUUUACAAAGUGAUUUUUCAACUGUAAACGAAUCUGUUCAACACUCAAUCCAAGAAACAGACAAGAAUAAAGCUUUUCAUUUAAACACUACACAAAUUGACAACGUGCAUAAUGUCAAUACUGAAUUGUCUCUUAGUUCAUCAGUGUUGUCUUCCACCAACACAAAUUCCAACUGGAGUGAUAGUUUCACUGAACGGCAUUCAACCAUAUCCCGUCGUGAAGAGCCUAUGGAAAUAGACGAACGACCUGAUGAGAUUUCGUAUUCGACAAUCCCAUCAUCUAGUGCUUGUGGUUCAUGUUUGACUGAUUUACCUAAAAAGUCCACAAAUCUUGCAUGUGAAAAUAAGUUUACUGUAGAAUCCGAUUGUUCAAAAAACACUGGAGCUGAUACUGCGGGAAACAGAUUUAAUAUUUUUUCCCCUAGGAAUUCUCUGAAAUACUAUUACCACUCUCAAACAAAGCAUGAAUCACACUAUCGUCAUCGCAGGAGAAAGUUAAAUAUCAGUCAUUUAGAAAACACAGAUAGUGAUUGCGAACUUAUUAGAGAAUCGAUCAAAAUAGAUAGUGAUUCGUCGUGUUCAACUUCUAGAUCAGUUUUCUCAUCAAGGUCGUCAUCCUCUUCAAGUGAAUGGCAGAAAACUUCAAAAUUCAGUUCAGUAGCAAUGCACUUGUUUAAUUCUUCACAUCAACGCAAAACUACCCAUCAUAAAAACUAUCACUAUCACCGUAGUCAUUGCGACCGUUACCAUCGUAAGUGUCGUCACAGGCAUUCGUGCUGCUGUUAUUGUCACUCAAGACGUCAUAAUAAGAUAUUCAUUCGUAAAUAUCAUCCGAGUCCUGAGAAACUAGUCAACUUAAAUAACCCAUCGUCCCCGGUCAUUAUUUCGGACGGCGAUGAUGCUGAUGAAUCUCAUAAAACUACUCCUGAAAAAACAAAUAAUUCUACUCAUCCCAGUCAGCAUCCAGAUUUGCAGACUGAGGAAACUACGCAAGUUGAUGUUUUAAAUGAUCGUCCUGCCAAUGAAGAAAAUUCACUUUCACUUCCAACCACUCCAAACCAUAACAGUAUAUCUUUCCCUCCACAAAGCGACUCUUUUUCUCCUGAUCGAUCUGACACUGCUCCAUGUAGCUCAAAAACAAAUAUUUCAUCUGUUAACGAUUUGAAUCAUUCAACAAACUUCCCUAUUUAUGAACCUCCUACAGCCACAGAGUUUUAUCGCUUACUCGCUAAAUUUGAUGAUCAAGGUGAUGACGGCAAGAAUCUUGACCCAAGUGUAUGUGAAUCAACUUCGACAGCAUUAUUAUUGUCUAAUAAAUGGAGUCAAACAGAUAUAGUGAAGCUAUAACUUUCCAAUAUUUCUGGACCGCUAAUUCAUAUAAAAGUGCAGACAUGGAUAGUGUGUUGUAAGAAUUAACGAAAGUGUUGGAUGAGUAACUUGUUCAAAACUGAACUUGUAGUUUACGAGUUCCAUAAAGGAAAACGUUUUAAUGUAUAGUAUUUAUUAUUUGCCUCCACUGAUUUCUCUGUAUUUUCACACAAUAACUAAACAAACAGUACUCCGCUGUUUCUCUUUCCCAAUAACGUUUUGAGAAAAACGAACGCGAUUUUCUGUAUCGACUCAAGGUUUUCAUUCUGUUAAUUGUUUUAAAACAUCUAAUACCCACUUCCGUGAUAAUUAUCAUGUUUGCAAACCUAAUUUAAAUUCAUAUAUGUAAGAUAUGUCGAUUAUCUUAAUGAUUUAUCUUAUUUAUGAAUUGCUCCAAAUUGAUCUAGCAUAGGUAAUC
Molecule: messenger RNA, 6121 nt
Organism: Schistosoma bovis
Lineage: Eukaryota; Metazoa; Platyhelminthes; Trematoda; Strigeidida; Schistosomatidae
Source: the annotation of a GenBank genome assembly